This is a messenger RNA of Triticum aestivum (bread wheat), 2780 nucleotides long. RefSeq lists its product as uncharacterized. The transcript has 8 exons. NCBI's taxonomy places the organism in Eukaryota, Viridiplantae, Streptophyta, Magnoliopsida, Poales, Poaceae. Bases 472 to 942 code for a protein of 156 amino acids. The record is from RefSeq and is a predicted model, not a curated record.
CAAAAAUCGGUACGCCGCCCCUCCUCUCGAUCCAUCCCAUCUGGCUGCGUUUUCUCUUUCCCUCGUCUCCCACUCCGCCACCGCCGCCGCAUCUCCCGCUCCGCGGCUGCCCCUACUGCUCCACCGGACCGGCCUCUUCUUCGAGCGCGGUGGCAGGAGCAGCUCCACCUCUCCACUCCCCCACGCGAGAACGCUCCUAACCCCACCAACAUGCCCGGCCGCCACUAGGGUUUCUUACCCUCGCUGCCCCGCCGCCACCUCUCCUCACUUUUCCCCACCGCCGUCUGGAGCUACUUUGUCGACGACGUCAAUGGGCUUUCAUGAGACCUCCUGGCCUUCUGCCACCGCCGUCGAGUUCAUCCCCCAGGCUGACAUACUGCGAUCGGGACACCGUCGGAUCCUCUGUCGCGGGCCCACGUCCCAGUCCUCUCCUUCCUCUCAUAGUUCAUUUGUGCUGCAGGCACUUCACGGAUGAGAUUUUCUCAAGCUGUUCUCACCUCCUCACGUCGUGCAGCCUCCACACGCGAAGCCACUAAGGCAGGAAUCGAAAGUGACAGUCUGUGCAUCGUGUUCUCCCCAAGCCCGCUUCGCUUUGGUCUUCAGAUUAAGCAAUUCUCUGUAUUCAAUGGAAAGGUCAAUAGCUGCUCUCUAAAGGUUGGCCACAACAAGGAGAUGGACGCGACCGCGUUGUCCCAUCGACCUCUGGGGCAGCACAUCAUCUACCCAAUCCCGACAAUGGCGCCCCCUCAGGCCGAUUCCCCUCACUGGGAGGUGUUUUUGGGAAAUCAUGGGCACACAAUCGCCUGUAUACCUCUUGCUAUUAGUUUGUGUGCCUAUGAGCUGGGCACAUAUUUUCUUGGAAUGCAGUUAGUUCGGUGGUGGUCAUCUGAGAUGUCAGUGGCACCUAAAGAUGUAUCAAAAUCUAUUGCACAAAGUAAAUGAGCACUCAGGACAGCAACUUCCAUCUUGGCCUGUAUAAUGCUGGUUCGGCCGUGGCCUUUCAUAUCUCAGGGUGUGUCCUGUUAUGUUGGGUUUCCUGUGAUUUGGGUGUGGCUAGCUACAUAGCGUCCGUGGGCCAUGUGUGUGACAUGCAUGCUAGGUAAUCAUGACUCUGAUGCGGCGGUGCCAGAACCGCCUCCAUUGGGUACGACCGCCGUGGCUAUGCUUGAAGUCAGAAUCACCACGAUGACUGUAGUCGCCGCACUCAGAUAAGAGAGGCAGCUACGGUAUAUGAUCAAGCCUUUGCUGUCGUGCUCUGAAUUUGGGAUCACGUGCAUGUGCAAGAGAAAGAGCAUGAGAGCCUAAGAUGGUAGUACAACAUUACAAACAAGUUGAUUUUUAUCCAUGGAAUUGAUUUGAUGCGAAGCUGAUGCCACAUAAAAGGUUAACUGAGUUCUUAUCUCCAAUAUGUCAUAAUGUCACAGUUCAAUUAUUUUCACAUCUCUAGCCACUAUGCACGGAAGGUGUUUGCUAAUUUGCACAAUGAUCUUUUCUGAUAAAAUACGCUAACAUUACCUUCAUUUUUUCACGUUUUAGUGAUGUCCUCUUAUUAAUUCCUUCUAUAAUCAAAGCUAAUAUGUAUUUGUUCAUCUAAGUAUCUAACUACAGGUGGAAGAACAAGAUUCAGUGUGUGCAACGACAACAAUAAAUAACAUGUCAUUAGGGAGACUUCUGACAAUUGAACCCUGCAUUUUUUGGCAUUAGUACAAGUGUUCUACUGCAUUAUUCAACUAUGCGCAAUGAAGCUGGUAUAGGGUAUGGACUAGACAAUUUAUUCAGGGUUUUUUUCAGGAAGGUAUGCAGAUUGGGCAUCAAAGUAGACGACAAAGGAUGACAAACAAUGACAUUCUGCACCUUACAACUUAAAAAUUGAUUGAUACUUUCUAUUUUAUAUUGAUGUGAUCGCCAGUGAGAACAAAUUUUUGACCGAAUUUGUUUCAUUAAAGUGAAGUUGUUCGGACUUUUCUUUGAAUGUUUAUUUUAGUUGCAUAAAAAAGCAUUGUGAGUAAUGUUUUUUGAGCUGAUUAUGAGUAAUGUUUGGUUCCAUGCAGGACAAAGGAAUGAACACGAAGCAAAUUAUAACACUCAGAUUCAUGGUUUAGGAGUAUGAAUGCACAUUUCCAUCUUUUUGAUAUUCUCGUAUGCAUAAUACUAACACUACAUACAUAAUCUCAAAAUUGUGUAGAUGGGUCAUCAGUAGCAUUUCUCUAAUUAUCCUUAUAGACUCAUUUGGAUUGUUUAAGAAAAGGAUCUCAAUUCUCAAUAGCAAACUAUACUGGGACAUCAUGGACCUAUUCUCCACAUUUUUGAGCUAGGUGAGUUGGACAACAUGUCAUCAGGGGAAACCAUUUCUUCCUUCCAACCCGUGGGCUAAAUUUUUUAUCACCAUAUGUUUAGAUUUUUGUGUCAGCCUUGAACUUUUGAGGAAUUGUUAGAUAUGUUGGUGAACGGGCAGGCGGUGCUAGACAUGGCAGGGCAAGAGAGCACAAGGAAGAAUGCCAAAGGGGGCAUCAUAAAUGUCAGAACCUAGAGCAUGGAUACAAGACCUCCAUCAUCGUCUAUGGACAUCAAAGCAAGGGAGAAGUGAUGAUGGACAUCAAAGGAGUAGAGACAGUGAGCAUGGGCUCCUUGAAGAUACUUAUCAUGACAUAUACUCAGUAUACAGUAAAAAAAUCGUAUGCCACAUAUAUGUUGUGAAUUACUAUGAUACUUGAUCAAUGAAUGUAUUUCUAAAAGAAUCUGUGGCAACACACGACAUUCAACUAUAACUUCAACUUCAA